This is a messenger RNA of Rodentolepis nana, 3591 nucleotides long. Lineage: Eukaryota; Metazoa; Platyhelminthes; Cestoda; Cyclophyllidea; Hymenolepididae. The record is from the annotation of a GenBank genome assembly.
AUGGUCCAGACUAUCGCACGUUUCCUCAAUUUAAAAAACGAAUUCGGCUUUGAGACUUCCUAUGAAAGUGCUAUGGCGGAUCUUCGAGAGCUCGGACUAAAACCGGACGCGACGUUCUUCUCUGUGUUCAUCAAGAGAUCUUGUGAGAGGGGUGAUAUGGAGGAAACAGGUCACUAUCUUAAGGCUAUGCAUCAGGCGGGAGCUGUCCCUAAUGACUAUAUUUUCUCCAAAAUCCUCCAUGGUUAUGUCAAAUGCGGUUUGCCAGAUGAAGUAGCUGUCACUCAAGAUGUCAUGUCGAAGUUGAACUACUGGCCUUCUACGAAGGCUACCGAGGAUCUGUUGCUUGCUUACGCUGAUCUUGGUGACGGGAAUAGUGUCAUUGAGCUAAUUCAGGAAACUCUCAACAAAUCGGAAGACCUUGCGAAUGUUCCUGUCUUCUCACCGCGUUUCCUAGCUGACUUGUAUGUUCGUCUCUCAAUGUCUCAAGCUGAAUCAGACGAAGAAGCCUUCGUGAAGAUUCUUGACCUUCUAAAGAAAAGGCCUCCAAGUUUUGAUGAUUUCCGACUUGGAAAUGCUCUCACUCGUCUUUUGCAAGAAGGUAAAAUUGAGUCGGCCCUCCAAUUACUGAGGAACACUCGUCCGCUUAAUUUUUCCACGUACUUUCUCACUAGGAUUCCUGAAAUCUUGGCUAAGCAGGACUCCAAUGUUUUAAACGACUUUUGGGUUGCCUCUGGUGCUAUCAGUCGACUACCUGAAAUUAUCCGCUAUAUGACUAUGGAGAACAUAUUCCGUACCAUGCGUGCUAAUCCACCUCUUCGAACUGAUACAUACAAUUCUGUUGCAAACAUCGCCGUGAUGAAGGCCGUCAGGUUCAAAGAUAUUGAUUCGGUCGUGGAACUCGGAAAAAUCCUUGGAGUCCACAAACCACAUCUUCUCUACCUUAGUGUUGUUCCUAGACUCCUGAGUCUUGGUUUGAAACCAGAAGAGAUCUUGGCAAAAUUUGAGCCUCCUUUAAGAUCUAGUGCAGCGCUCGGUAUAGUUCUUAGUGAUCUCUGUGCAUUUAAAAGCUUUUAUAAUCCUCCACAAUCUGGCCAUAGCCUGGAAAACGCCAAUAUACUCAUUGAGGAAUAUCAAAAGCAGGGUCUGCUUCCUUUCAGUAAAUACCUUUCUGUCAACAGCAACUUGAUCUUCCUUCUGCUCCGUGGUUUCCGUCAUUAUGCUGAAGGGGGUGGAAAGGAGUUGAAUACUAGCAAAGUUGAUGCCUGGAUGGAUGCCCUCUUCUCUUGUUUUCCUCAUGAACGUCGCCCUCUCUUGGCUGGUGCUUUGCUUCGAUUCUUCGGUCAAAAUCAACAGGAAUUACCUAGUGAAUCUUCAUCAGGUCAAGCUAACUCCGCUAUUGAUAAGACAACGAAUUUGUCUCUUGCCAGGACCGUUGUGCAGUACUUUGAUAAAAAGAAAAUCCCGAUUUCCUAUCUGGAUUUGGUUAAAAAGUCGCUCAAAAAUCUUGGUCUUCCAGAGGAAAAUUUCAAAUGUUUGAUACCCGCGGGGACUAUGUCCAAGCACGCCGUUUUUGUAAGCAAGAUUCAAGCUGGAGCGAUUGAUGAUGUGACUGAAGAACUGAUGCAAAUGCAAAAAUCUAUCUCGCAGGAGACCAGUGCCCUCGGUCCCAUCGAUCAAUUUGAUACUGAUAUACUCGGUGAAGCUUUCGCCGUUUCCACACCCGUUGCAGGAGCCGAAGGGAAGAAGGUGACCCCAGCGCCCCAACAUUUUACACCCCAACAAAUGGAGAAUCUCUUCUGGGCUCUCCUGAGUGUCUCCGGUGUCAAGAGUCCCAAGUUCUCUGCUGCAAAGAUCGGUGAACUCUAUCUCAAUGGGCGUGACUUGGAGGGUCUUGUUAAAUUUAUGAAUAGGAUGGCAGACCAAUGUCCUCAACACUUGUCUGUAAUUCUUUCUCGAUGGUUUAUCAGCAAAAUUGUGGAACUGGACGCUGCAAGAGCUGGCCAAAUUAUGGAAGAAGUUUUGCAAAAACCCAACGUCAGUAUUUCCUCUAUGGUUCUGGGGGCCUAUAACUACGAAUUGUGCCAAGUCGGUUCGGAAAAUGGCGGCGACAUGGCACCUCCCUCUCAUUUGGGCAUCAAGCUCCUCCCUGCACGUCUUGAAACCUUCAACCACCUACGCAAAGUUAGAAGUGUCCAUAGUGCUGUUGAAGACCUGUGUCUAAACAAUCAUAUCUUCGCUGCAUAUGCACUUCGUAACUGGGCCUGGCAAAUUGGUCUUACUCUUCUUCCACAAACUACAGAAACUCUCCUCGCCUCUCAUGUUUUAAUGAACGCCGUUCCCCGCAUUCCAAUCGACCUUUUAGCCCCAGAACGCUUGGUGAUUCGUGGGGGUGUCAGUCUAGCCGGCUUGAUUCCACGAAUUCGUGAUGCUAUCACUAUGGUCAAUUCCAACCAGACUGUGGACGAAGCUACCAUGCUUGCAGCAGUCAACGAUGUCACAAAGGCCCUUGCUGAACAUUCCUUUGUAACGGAUUCCUCAGAUAUUGCCCAAACUAUGAGACCGGCUGCCUUCAAGCAGGCACAGUUUGCCUUCUGGUCGGCUGUUAGUCAAGCUCUUGAUUCAGCAGGAUCUCGUAUUACUUCGCCUGAAAACCUGGCUCGUAUUGCGAAUGGUCUUAUCACGGAGGGACAUGAGGCGGCAGUUCUCUCGUGGAUUUCUUGUCUCUUGAGAACAGAUAAGAUUGCCGCUCUCUGCUGUGGUGCCCUGGCAUCGAAAAACAAUAAAUUAGCGCCUGAGAAUGUCACGGUUCUUAUUGAUGUUGUACGAAAACUCUGGGGGCCUGGACGAAUUGACCUUCUUCUUUGUCAUUUGGUUGAGCUAAAAGCCAAUGAAUCAGUUGAACAAGUCGUUGGGAGCUUGACAACAGAACUCCGUGAUCGUCGUGUUCCGUUUAAGACGCUGUGCUCUCUUCUUAAGCUUAACACUUCCGGGGAAGCUGCUAGCAGCAAUGAGCAAUUCGUUAGCUUGGUGGAGGAACUAAAAGCUUAUCCGUCCCAAAGCUUGACUCUGUGCAUGAACGGGCCGCAUGUAUCUACCCUCUUUCAUUCUUGGCCUGAGCUCCGCAUUAAUGAUGCUUUGGACGUCAUCGGGAACACUCUGGAACGUUUCCAAUCCAUUCUACGACUUCAACUGGCCGCUUCUUUAGUUCAUCGUGGUCUCCUUGAUAAGGCGUCUCCCAUUAUUGAGAAAUCUGGUCCUCUUCCCUUCAACUACCUGGCAGGGAGUCUCAAUCAUCCUUUGAACAAAUCAAGUUAUCACAAUUCCUUCCAAUAUCUCAAAGCCACAGAUCCUGAACAUCUCGCAGCCUUUGUGGACGCUAGUCUUCGCAAUGCAGCAAUGUCUGCUCGCUCAAGUGCUUCUUCAGAAGUCGUCGUUGGACUCUUGAAAGCUGCAAUGGAAGAAUCUCCAACAGACUUGAAGAGCUUCUGCCAGCCCUCCACUUUACGCAUCUUGAAUGAGGCUACAAAGAACUGCGAAGAGAUUCAACAGGCUCUAUUUAAAAAGUCUGACCCGAAUGAUAAACAGAAGUAA